GCGGGCUGGGGGCGGCGCUCCGGAGCCUCCGCAAGCGGCCGCCGGCGCCGGGGCCCGGUAGAGGCUGCGCGAGCCCCCCCGGGGCCGGGCACCAUGAGCGGCCGCGUCGGGGACCUGAGCCCGCGGCAGGCGGAGGCGCUGGCGCAGUUCCGGGAGAACCUGCAGGAUGUGCUGCCCUCGCUGCCCGCACAGGAUGACUAUUUCCUCCUCAAAUGGCUCCGAGCACGCUCCUUCGACGUGCCCAAGGCUGAGGCGAUGCUCCGCAAGCACCUUGAGUUCCGCAAGCACAUGGACGCCGACAACAUCGUGUCGUGGGAGGCCCCCGAGGUGAUCCGCAGGUACAUGUCGGGUGGGAUGUGCGGCUACGACCGGGAGGGCAGCCCCAUCUGGUACGACAUCAUCGGGCCGCUGGACGCGCGGGGGCUGCUGCUCUCUGCCUCCAAGCAGGACCUGCUCAAGAACAAGUUCCGUGACUGCGAGCUGCUGCGGCGCGAGUGCGAGGAGCAGAGCAGGAAGCUGGGCAGGAAGGUCGAGACGGUGCUGAUGGUGUACGACUGCGAGGGCCUGGGCUUGAAGCACCUCUGGAAGCCAGCGGUGGACACCUACGGGGAGCUCCUGUCCAUGUUCGAGGAGAAUUACCCCGAGUCCCUCAAGCGCCUGUUCAUUGUGAAGGCCCCCAAGAUCUUCCCCGUCGCCUACAACCUGGUCAAGCACUUCCUGAGCGAGGACACCCGCAGGAAGGUCGUGGUGCUGGGAUCCAACUGGAAGGAGGUCCUGCAGAAGCACAUUGACCCCGAGCAGAUCCCGGUGGAGUACGGGGGCACCCUCACGGACCCCGAUGGGGACCCCAAGUGCUCGAGCAAGAUCAACUACGGGGGGGACGUGCCGCAGCAGUACUACGUGCGGGACCAGCUGGCGCAGCAGUACGAGCACAGCGUGGUGGUGAACCGCGGCUCGUCCCACCAGGUCGAGUACGAGAUCCUCUUCCCGGGCUGCGUCCUCAGGUGGCAGUUCCGGACAGAGGGCGCUGACGUGGGGUUCGGGGUGUACCUGAAGACCAAGGCUGGGGAGCGGCAGCGCGCGGGCGCCAUGACCGAGGUGUACCCCAACCAGCGCUACAACUCCCACCUGGUGCCCGAGGACGGGUCCCUGACCUGCUCCACCCCCGGCAUCUACGUGCUGCGCUUCGACAACACCUACAGCUACCUCCAUGCCAAGCGGGUGAGCUACAGCGUGGAGGUGCUGCUGCCGGACGCCGCCGCCGCGCAGCAGAUCCAGCGCCUCGGGGACCGGCCCAGCGCGGAGAGCCUCAACCACAGCCCCUAGCGCUGCACACCCCGUCCCGGCUGCCGGAGCCCCCAGGACGGCCGCAGCCGCGCCAGGAUGGAGAUGGGGCUGAGGCCCCAGAGCGCACGGAC
Molecule: messenger RNA, 1418 nt
Organism: Pezoporus flaviventris
Lineage: Eukaryota; Metazoa; Chordata; Aves; Psittaciformes; Psittacidae
Gene: SEC14L2
Product: SEC14 like lipid binding 2
Cellular component (GO): cytoplasm
Source: RefSeq, a predicted model, not a curated record